AUUUGUAUGUAUUUGUUGCUCACCAACCGGCGAAGGCCGACGCGUUUGUGUCCGUCAGCGACGUCGCGCGGUUGAAAUUCCAGCUAGCAAGAGAGGUUAGCUUCCCCGCUCCGUCUCAACGACAACAUACCACCAAACUGGCCAAAACUUUGGAUUUUGCGGGGCUUAACUCGGGCUCGGCGGGUUCGUUGACGCCUCAGAAGAAGAUGAAGAAAAGGAAGGAGCUGAAUGCCCUCAUCGGACUCGGAGACAGCAAGAGGAAGAAGACCAAAAAGGGGACGGGUCACCGGCUGCUCCGCACCGAGCCGCCGGACUCCGAGUCCGACUCCAGCUCCGACGACGACGAGUUCACCGGCAUGAGCGGCGGAGCCAGCACCGGGAAAAGAAGCUACACGCAGUGCUGCAACGUGUGCUACCCCUUGUUUCUGUUCAUCGUCCUCGCCGCCUGCGUCAUGGCCUGCUCCGGACUCAUAUGGAUGCAGAUUGCGCUGAAGGAAGAUCUCGACUCGCUGAAAGAAAAGCUGCACAGCAUGGAAUCCAGCCAGAAGGUUUCCUCCGGUGAAAUACCAAAACUAAGCGAGGACCUGAAAAACAAGGACAGAAAGCUCGACGACAUUGAAAACGGGGACAAGGGGUUGAGCAAGCUCUGGUCCAACCUCACAGAAAUGAACAGAAAGAUCAGUUUGCUGGACUCUGCAGUAAACCAUUUGAAGGUCAACUUGAAGUCGGCGGCCGACUUAGUCAGCCUGCCCGCGACGGUGGAAGAGCUUCAAAAGAGCGUCGCCACAAUCGGCAGCACGCUCACCAGCGUGCAGCACGACGUGAAGACGAUGCAGACCGAGCUGGAAAAUCAGAAGAAAGAGGAAGAGUUGAAGAAGACGAUGGACAUCACGGCCCUGAGAAAAGCAGCGAGUGAGGCGAACGAGACGGAGGAGCUGCGCCACACGCACACCGACGAGCACGUCCACGUCCUCCUCUCCGCGCUGGCGGAGCUUCAGCAGAGAGUGUCGUCGCUGGAGAACGGCUCGGAGCGAAGCUCGAAGAACGACGACGACGCAGCAAAAAUCGCCGGCGGAGGGCCGGCAACCGAUGCGGCGAAAGAAGCUGCAGCGACCAAAGCGACCCCCGGGGAUGUGCAAGAGGUGUCCUCGCCACUGACGGAGCCUCAGACGGAGCCUCAGACGGAGCCUCAGACGGAGCCUCAGACGGAGCCUCAGACGGCGCCUCAGACGGAGCCUCAGACGGAGCCUCAGACGGGCAGACGCCCACGCUUCGCAACUCCGGACCGCUCCAAGAGGAAUGCCGAGGCGGCGUGCCCGAAGCGCUUGUUCCUGCCUGGAGUCGGUUCCCUGAAAGACUUGGAAGACAUCUUCCAGCGGGAAGGCGUCGGACGCGGCUCCCCCGGACUGAACCACCACGGCCUGAGGAAAGUGUUUCGAACGGCGACUCCCAACGCGCGCACCAUGGAGUGUUUCGACAGCGACGGGAACCAGAGGUACUCCCUGGCGGAGCUGAGAGCUGCGGCAGGUCUGUGAGCGCGUCGUCACUGACGGCAGUGAACAUUAUUGAACGCCCGGGAGUCGGAACUUCCCAAACCCCUUUUCCGUGACUGCUGCACUUUUGUGAACUCAAUAUUUAUCAUACCGAUUGUGGAACAGUGGCGCUGGCAUGCCCCAUACUCCCCUCCCCGGUCUAUUUUCACACAAUGUCAUCCACUAAACAAGCGCAUACUUAAAAAAAAAAAAACUCAUCCAUGCGAGUUCCCGUACGCAGAAUAGUCCGGCUCUAAUUUUAGCUAAUUCCAUAGUUUACAUGAAAUAAACUGGGAAGUGUAAAUUAUUUUUGAAUCCUGUUUUUCACCCUCAAAUCUCAGAUUCUCUUUAACGGCACCUUUACUUCCAUCGGUCACAUCUUGAUGAUACGUUUGUGUAUUUCCUUUCACAUUGUCAAUCUGCUUCCCCGCCCAUCAACUCACCUCAACUGUAUUAUAUAACCAGAUAGAACUUUAGGAAAGGUUACAAAUUAUUACUAGAAACAGGUUUUUUUUGUGAGUGGUUUGUUUGGUUUUUAGUCAGAUUCCUAAGUUAACUGAAGCACACAAUUGAGCAUAAGAGUGAUGAUUUUUAUAUAUUUAAUUAUAUAUAUAUAUAUUUAAAUAUAUAUUUAAAUAUAUAUUUAGUUAUAUAUAUUUAAAUAUAUAUAUAAAUAUAUAUUUAGUUAAAUAUAUAUUUAUUUAAAUAUAUUUAUAUAUCUUUCUAGGUUUAAAGUUUCCGAUUUCUUUCUGCUCAGUGUUGUUUUUUUCUCAUUUAUUUUCAGUUGCUACAGUUUAAUUUAAUUUCCUUACAUUUUAGUUUUUUUACAGCUUUCAGUUCUACACGUGUUGAAGGGCUAUGAACACUUUGAAUCAUUGACCGUUUAAGGCAUAUGUAGCAAUAACAAAAGGACAGAUAUUGCUUGUUUAGAAUUGCAGUAGACAAAAGGCAAAACUAGCUCCCAAUGUGUAACGGGUAGUACAAGAAGCACUGACCAUCAAUCUUUACUUUAUUAAUUUUAUUCCAUUUUUAUGGGCUUAUUAAUAAUGAUGUAUUUACAUAAUGAUUGUCACUCAAACAUUGUUGUACUCUGUAAAAAUGGUUUAAAUGUGCGCCGAAAUUAUUGUGAAGGGGAUCGGGGUCGUUAAAAAUGUUCCUUACGAUCUUAAUCUUGUACAUUUUUUUUAAAUGUUUGCGUUGUAAUUUGCAUGUUGCCGAUACUGUAACAUGUAGACAUUAUUUAUAAAACUUAACAGUCGACUACUUGUUUUUGCAGGACAAUGUAACAGCUUAGGCCUUCAUGACGUAGACGACAUAGGGUCCAUGCUGCUGCUGUACUUGGGGACAUUUUAUGAAUGUUUUCUGUGAGCACCAAUGAAUAAAGUUUAAAAAGUC
Messenger RNA from Pseudoliparis swirei, 2927 nucleotides. RefSeq names its product EF-hand calcium binding domain 14 (gene efcab14). Bases 207 to 1535 code for a protein of 442 amino acids. The record is from RefSeq and is a predicted model, not a curated record. The transcript has 9 exons. NCBI's taxonomy places the organism in Eukaryota, Metazoa, Chordata, Actinopteri, Perciformes, Liparidae.